Molecule: messenger RNA, 1716 nt
Organism: Polychytrium aggregatum
Lineage: Eukaryota; Fungi; Chytridiomycota; Chytridiomycetes; Polychytriales
Exons: 5
Coding region: 57-1577 (506 amino acids)
Biological process (GO): protein K48-linked deubiquitination
Cellular component (GO): cytosol; cell periphery
Molecular function (GO): K48-linked deubiquitinase activity; cysteine-type carboxypeptidase activity; cysteine-type deubiquitinase activity
Source: RefSeq, a predicted model, not a curated record
GCCUUCCCUCCCCCGCUGCUUCGCUUGCAUCUGCUCGGCUUGAUCAAUCCGUCGCCAUGCAGGCUCUGCCCGAAGAUUCGACUGCCCUUGCUGCAAGCGUUCCUCUGCCCCGCACGCCCACAUCGCCAAGCCAUCCCUUCUGCGACGAUGCUGCACUCUCCUCACCCGGCAAUCCCGGACAACCGCUGGCCAACAAUGCCGAAUCCGGCCCUAUCGACGACGCUGCACACUCUCGGCCCAACAACUCAGCUACUAUCCCACUGGGUACGCCCGAGCCUGCUCCCUCUCACUCGCAACCCCCGCCUGGUCCUGUCUUCGAGGGCAAUCUGAACGCCAAAGAGCUGCCCAAGCCGCCCGCACCCGAGCCCGGCAUGCAGCCCCCUGACGACUCGGCCGAGACCGAGUACCAUCUCAAGCCCAUCCGCUGGUUCUCCGUCCUCACCGGCAAUCCCAAGCCGCUGCGAAUCAUCACGCAGAACCGAAACGGCCCCUGUCCUUUGUUGGCAUUGUCAAAUGUGCUUUUGCUGCGGGGCGCCAUCAAAAUCCACCCGGACCUCCCGUCAAUCACCUACCAGCACCUCGUCGAUCUCAUUGGCGACUAUAUGCUGACAAGGAUGGCGGCGAACGAGCAGAACCUCCGUCUCUCGAAUCUACCCGAGGACCUGGCCAACUUCUCCCACAACCUGCAGGAUGUCAUGAACACCAUCCCCUUGCUCCAGCGCGGCCUCGACGUCAACGUCAAGUUCGACUCGCCAUAUUCGUUCGAGCUGACUCCGGCGUUGCUGCUAUUUGACAUCUUUGGUGUGUCGCUCUGCCAUGGCUGGACAAUCUCUUCGAGCGACAGCACCUUUUACGACAUUGUUGUUCGCGAGCUGGGCUGCUACAACAAGGUUGUCGAGAAAGUCAUCGAGGCCGAUAUUGCUUCCACCAACCCGCUGCUGGCCCAAGAUCCCAAGCUCCAGGAGAUUGCUCAUAAAGGUUUCGUCUGCCAACAGUUCCUCGAAAUGAGCGCAUCGCAGCUCACCCCUCACGGACUGAGGCUGCUGCAGGAGACACUCCCGUCAAAUUCCAUCUCGGUGUUGUUCCGCAACAACCAUUUUUACACUCUCUACAAGGACGAUCGAUCCCAGCUCUUCACGCUCGUCACGGACCAGGGCUUCUUGCGCACCGAAGGCGUCGUCUGGGAAUCGCUCGCAAGUGUCGAUGGCGACUCCAUCUUUUUGGACGACCAAUUCCGCCCGUACCAAGAGAUCAGCCAGUCCUCGAUCGACCAGGAGCGCUUGUUCGACUACGGAGAGUCAAACUGGGAGCAUGGCCCGGCGACGACAACCCAUGAUUCUGACCUGGCACUCGCUCUGCGGCUCCAAGAAGAAGAGCGUGUCCAAGCCGAAGCCAUUAGGCUCCGCAACCAGCAGAUCCAAGCGUCCAUGCAUAUGCAACCUGGCGACCAGCAUUAUGAGCAGUACCCUGGUUAUGCCAGCAACCAGCAGGAACAGACAAACCAGGGCCGCCUUCACCCAGAGCAAAGGCCAAAGAGACAGGACUCGCAGGGCGACUCCAAGUGCAUGAUCAUGUAGCCAGCAAAGAGCAGCGCCGACGAAACCCAUCAAUAAAGACACAACCCACCAAUACACUUUAUUCAGAAAAAAACGGGACAAUAUAGCCGUUUCCAUGAACAUGUAGUAUGUGCUGUGCUUGCGUCAAGCAAAGCCACAA